This is a messenger RNA of Malaya genurostris, 3642 nucleotides long. RefSeq names its product E3 ubiquitin-protein ligase LRSAM1-like. The record is from RefSeq and is a predicted model, not a curated record. The transcript has 8 exons. Lineage: Eukaryota; Metazoa; Arthropoda; Insecta; Diptera; Culicidae. The coding region runs from base 445 to 2631 and encodes 728 amino acids. Gene Ontology annotation, molecular function: protein binding.
UGAAACUAUCCUGGGUCCGUUUAAUUUUUCUCAAUCGUAAACAACAUAAGAAUCAAGUGCAUGUCAAGUGCUUUUACGGCCUUAUGAAAUGUGUACAGCAGAAUCUUGUUUCGGGAAAGAAAGUGACAGUCCAGAUCUAGUGUGAUAAAUCUAUGAUAAAGAACAAUGAAUAAUGAAUCAAAACAACCGUUUCAGUCAGUGACUAUCUCGUGAUCCAAAUUUUGUUACAGACAGAGGAACAAAUAAAUGCGCUAAUCGGACUUCUACCAUUUGCCAUGAGUUAAUAUGUGUUGGGUCAAAUGUUAGUUUAUUCUAAAAUUUUGUAGCAGGAGGACGUGUUUUUGUGUAGUACAUCAGUAAACGGCAGCUAGCACAAAACGUAAGGUUUCCCGAUAAAAACAAACCUCUGUAAAUUAGUAGGAAAUAGCUAGUCUAAACUCUUUUAUGGGUUGUCGUAUAUCGUCUUCGAACAAUGACAAUUUCCUUACAACAAGCGCUGAGGUGGCUAACACAUCACUCGGACAACCAACGACGAUGGAUUAUAAAGCGCGUUUAGAACGGAAGCAGUGCCUGGCCAAAGAGAAUCCAGAACCAAUUUAUGACCUAGCGGAUUGUAACCUCAAAGAUGUACCAUCGGGCGUAUAUAUUAUGUGUAAGGUAUUACGGAAAGAGCUACUAACGUUGGCCAACAAUAAGCUGAGCUCACUGAGUGGAGGUGGAAUCCUGGAUGACUUACAACUAUUGGUAACGCUCGACCUCACUAGUAAUCGGUUCAAAAAACUGCCGGAUGAGAUCUACAAGUUGGAAAACCUCAGGGAACUAUUAAUAUCAAACAAUAACAUAGAAAAAUUUCCGGUAACCAUCAAUCGUCUGAAGAAGUUGGAAUUGCUUGAUAUUUCUACAAAUAAUUUUACUACUCUGGACCCACUAUCGUUUAUGCCUAACCUUAGAAUACUGAACAUUAGCGGAAAUGUUCGCCUAACGAGGAUACCGAAUCAACUGGCGACUUGCGAUAAUCUGGUAGAUUUAGUACUCGACCCGAACACUAUUGUAGAACCCCCUGCGGACGUCGUCAAUGGGGGCACGCAAGCAAUUAUCAAGUAUCUUUCGACCGGUGAAGUUAUUCUCCCACCAAUAGAAGAUCAAACCUUUCUUCGCAAUAAAACCAGUACAAUCGAUCUAAUUUGUAGUGAGCGCAACGUAGUGCGCCAGGCUGACCUAGAGCGGGAUAAGCAUGCGAAAGAACGGAAGUUGUUGGAAUCGGAACGGUUAGCCUAUGAGAAGGAUUAUUUAGCCGAAAGCAAAAUCCACGAACAACAGCAGAAAAAGAAGCAAGAACUGUUACAGCAAUUGUUGCAACAACAAAAUCAGAACGAAAGUUACGUGACUAAACUGCAAGAAGAGAAGCAAUCUGAACGACAACGUUUGAUCAAUAACAUUCUACAAGACGAGAAACAUUCGAGUGAGUUGGUUGAGAAACUUCUAUCUCUCAAAAAUGGUCCCGAUCCUGAAUUUCUCGAACGAGAACGCAAGGAACAGAAUCAUCUGAUCGAACAGCUUCGAAUCCAGCAAAACGAUCUUCGCAAGCAGGAAAUUUUAACCGCAAUGACGGAUUUGCUGGAAAACGAAAUAAAUGUGAUUCAGAAUUUUCACGAUCAACGUGAUCAAUCCUCACGCAACAUACUGGAAAGGGAGUAUGAAACAAAUAAUCUGCUGAAUAAUGUGUUUCUAAACUACGAUCGCAAUAGACAUGAUAUAAUAGAGCAAAUAAACUGUGACGAAGAGAUACAGAAAUCGGCAGUGGCAGCUCUGAUAGCAAGAAACGACUCGCGUACCUGGGGUUUGGUCGAACAGGUGCGCAUUGUUGAGUCCCAGCUGGCAGCACUGACCACGUACGAAAUCGAUCGCAAGAAGACCAGUCAGGAUGAUCAAAUCAACAACCUAGCCGAACAACGGGUAAAUUUAACCUACGUACUGAUGGAUUUGCUCAAACAACAGGACCAAAGAAAGCAACAGCUAUUGGAAACGCUCAAAAUUAUCGAACAACAAAAAGAAGGAGAGCAAACGGACUUCUGGCUGCUGCAGUACCAAAAAUUACUAGAUCGUCAACCAUCGGAAAUAACCAACGAUACGGCAUCGAUCGAUCCGAUACUAGGCUAUCAAUUCCUGGAGAAUGGAGCGGUCCAUUGUUUACCAUUCCUUUCGAAAAUUUGGCAAAAUCGAGAUAAAGAACUGUGCAGUAUCAAUGAGCAGGAUUUGAUUGAAGCUGGUGUGCAGAACCCGGUGGAUCGACGCGCUAUUUUGCUGUCAAUUAGUAAUUAUUACGACUAUCUCAAUCAGAGAAUAGAAUACACAACUACGGAAGCUAGCUCAUCAACGCAAACCCCAACGGCACCGCCACCACCAGAGGACCGAGUGGAACUGGUACCGAGCUUACCUCCAGAGGAACAAUCGGUAGCGAACGGAGUAGUACAGUUUGCCGAGUGUGUUGUAUGCCUUGAAGAAACAGUACAAGUAAUUUUCCUGCCUUGUGGUCACAUGUGCUGCUGUGCUGCAUGCCAAAUAGAUAUACGCGAUUGUCCUUUGUGUCGGGCUUACAUCGAACGAAAAAUUAAAGUUAUUCAACCAUAAAACUAAAUCUUUUGUGCAAACAACAUAGACAUUCAAGCUACUGCCACAAAUUACACAGGUCGCUCGUGAGCAAUAAAAACAAAACAAAAUUGAACAUUCAGCUGAUAGCUGAUUCCCUCGAUACUCCUUGGGACAACAUUCGGUAUAAUACAAUUGUUCGUCACGUGUCACGGAAGCGAGAAUCGUUAAUCUAUUCAAGUUUAUAUAAUUACGUUCACCAGGAAUGAACGAUGAUUAACUACAUUAAAUUACUCUGAAAACUUGCAUUCCCAACAUAAAUCCACAUUUUCAUAUCCUAAUAUUACUAAUCUAGUCAAAACUUUCAUCAGUGAAUUGAAUUUUUGUCGUAGAAGAUUUUAACUUUCAUCAAAACAAACCGAAAAAAAGCAAACAUUUUUAUCCGUUAUUUCUAAUAAGUCAGAUUGUUCUAUAUCAUUACUCAAAAUCAAUCCGUAAGUUUUAGGCUUUAAUUUUUUCUAGUGGAAAACAUAACUUUAAGACACCAAAGUAAGCACAACCGUUGUAAAAGCUCAGCAAAGACAACAAAAUUUACCACUUUAUACAUUAAUAUAUAUAGUGCCUUUUUGGGGAAAAGGAAGCAUUAUAACGCAAUGUACGGUAUGAGGAUAAUAUUGAUAAAGCACUAUGCUACAGGGACUACUCCUGACCACGCAUUAUACGACCAAAAUGGCAUUCAAUUUUCUACGUACAUUUGGCGACGCGUUAUGGCCUCACAUAAAGUAAAAGAGUAACUCUAAUACCACAUGCAUUUAUAGCUAAAAUCUAUCGUUAUCCCAGUUUUUCCGCUAUUGAAAUAACGCUAUGGAAGGCCAGGCCAAGCCAGUAAAUACGAUUGAAAAGUCUCAAUUAGUAACUACGUACUAUUACUCGAUCUAUCUGUUAUAUUCCCUCUGAGAUAUAUAAUUACGUUGAGAUUUGUGUUUUGCACAUAUUCUAUCGGCAUGUUUUACGAAUGAAAAUACAAUAAAACAUAUUUUUAUCUACCUUUUA